Molecule: messenger RNA, 404 nt
Organism: Salarias fasciatus (jewelled blenny)
Lineage: Eukaryota; Metazoa; Chordata; Actinopteri; Blenniiformes; Blenniidae
Gene: ccl25b
Product: chemokine (C-C motif) ligand 25b
Exons: 4
Coding region: 114-404 (96 amino acids)
Biological process (GO): immune response
Cellular component (GO): extracellular region
Molecular function (GO): chemokine activity
Source: RefSeq, a predicted model, not a curated record
UAUAAGAACACAGGGCUACCACGAGUUGCACAGGACCUUUUAGCAACCAGGGACACUUUCUUGUGAAAUACUGGAUGUGAGCAGUGAGAAACACAGCAAGAUCAGCUGCAGCCAUGAAGUUUCAUGCUCUUUUCUUCCUUCUACUCUUCACCUGCAUGUAUGUGAGUCUGGCUCAAGGCUCAUAUGACAACUGCUGCCUUGGGUACGUUGUAAGACUUCCAAAGAAAGCAAAGAAAAACAUUGAAAGCUACAGGAUCCAGGAAACAGAUGGCGAUUGCAACAUCAGGGCUGUUGUGUUUCUGAUGAAGAAGCAACCUUCACAUAAAAAACAAAAGACGGUCUGUGCCAAUCCAAAUGACGAUUGGGUCCGCACGAUUGUGCAGGCAUUGGAUACAAGAAAGUAG